This is a messenger RNA of Theobroma cacao (cacao), 980 nucleotides long. RefSeq names its product thiamine-phosphate synthase. The record is from RefSeq and is a predicted model, not a curated record. NCBI's taxonomy places the organism in Eukaryota, Viridiplantae, Streptophyta, Magnoliopsida, Malvales, Malvaceae.
AUAGCUUCAAUUUUCAGACCAUUAAAAUAAACUUCCCAGGAAGAAGCAACCAAGAAGAAACAAAACAUUUUUUGUUGAUUUGUUCUACCCUGCAAGCAUGAAUCAACCUAGAAGCAAAAUCAUCUGGGUCUGACAGCUAAAGAAACUUUCCAGAUGACCAUCUGGCCCAAAAAGAACUAGGAUAUAAGGAUAAAAUCAAAGCCCAGAAAGAACAAGGGCAAAAGGGUAUAUUACAAAAACAGAGCUCUUCCAAAGUUCACCCUCUGCAACCUGCACCGAGCAACCACCCCUUUUUCUUUUUCUAUCUGGCUCCUUGUCCUUUGAAUUAUCGAUAAUUAAUCAUUUAAAGCUGCAAUAGCAGUGUGGAAGGAGUAAUCAGACUCCGUUCAAUCACUGCAAAAUCGAAUUGGAUAAGGAAGCAAAGACAAGAUGUUUGGGAGUGCGAUUCGAUACUUUUCGACAAAACCCAAGCCGAAAAUGAAGCCAAUCGAGCUCAAAACGCCACCAGAGCAAACGCAGACCAUAACCAGAGUUAUCUUCGACAUUCUCAAGGAGCAUGGCCCCCUCACUGUAGGUGAUACUUGGGAACGGGUCAAGGAGGUUGGAUUGAGAGGGCUGACAAGCAAGAGGCAUAUGAAGAUAGUGCUGAGAUGGAUGAGGGAGAGACAGAAGCUUAGGCUAAUAUGCAACCAUGUCGGGCCUCACAAACAAUUUCUGUAUACAACUUGGUUCACUAAAUCCAACAUCGGGCAGGCAAGACCAGUGAAAAAUUCUUCAGCAACUAGUUUGCCUGUCAAUAAUUCUUCAAGUCCAAAAUCGCCUUGAGGUUGCAAGAGAACUUGGCUAACAAGCCUAUUCAAGAUGUUUACUGUUCCUGCAACUCUGCGAUACAGAAAUUUUGCUGCAAUGUUUCCAAUCUGUUUCCAGUUUUCAUGUACAAAUGCCAAGUUCGAUUAUGAUGCUUUUGUAAUCAUUCCUUU